AUGGAUCUGAUCUCAGCUUGUGACCGGGCGAUGACUCCUGUAGGUUUGGACGACAUGGUGGCAGACCUGGCCACCAUGUCCCCAAACGCUACUGCAGUGGGAUCACCAGGCAUCUUAGUGGCAACCAGAGUCCUAGUCCUGCUCACAUGUAUGUUGCUGGUUGCUUGGAAUCACACGGACAAGAAAACUGUGCCCGGUCCUUCAUUCUGUCUUGGUUUGGGGCCACUUCUUUCAUACAUGAGAUUCAUUUGGACUGGCAUUGGAACAGCCAGCAACUACUACAACAACAAAUAUGGAGACAUUGUUAGAGUCUGGAUCAACGGAGAGGAAACACUUGUACUCAGCAGGGCAUCAGCAGUUCAUCAUGUACUAAAAAAUGGACAUUACACUUCACGUUUUGGGAGCAAGCAGGGACUCAGCUGCAUCGGCAUGAAUGAGAGAGGCAUCAUAUUUAACAACAAUGUAACUCUUUGGAAAAAGAUACGCACUUAUUUCACCAAAGCCCUGACAGGUCCUGGCUUGCAGCAAACAGUGGAGGUUAGUGUCUCUUCUACGCAGACUCACCUGGACAACCUGGACAGUUUAGGUCAUGUGGACGUCCUCAGUUUGCUGCGCUGCACCGUGGUCGACAUCUCAAACAGACUCUUUCUGGGUGUACCUGUCAAUGAAAAAGAGCUGCUGCUGAAGAUUCAGAAGUAUUUUGACACAUGGCAGACUGUGCUGAUCAAACCAGAUGUUUACUUCAAGUUUGACUGGAUUCACCAUAGGCACAAGACAGCAGCCCAGGAGCUGCAGGAUGCCAUAGAGACUCUUGUGGAACAGAAGAGGAGAGAAAUGGAACAAGCAGAUAAACUUGACAACAUCAAUUUCACCGCAGAGCUCAUAUUUGCACAGAACCAUGGUGAACUGUCCGCUGACAAUGUGAGGCAGUGUGUGUUGGAGAUGGUGAUCGCAGCCCCGGACACUCUGUCCAUUAGCCUCUUCUUCAUGCUGCUGCUCCUCAAACAGAAUCCAGGUGUGGAGCUGCAGCUGCUGCAGGAGAUAGACACUGUUGUAGGUGAGAGGCAGCUUGAGAACAGUGACCUUCAGAAGCUGCAGGUGCUGGAGAGCUUCAUCAAUGAAUGCUUGCGCUUCCACCCAGUGGUGGACUUCACUAUGCGUCGAGCCCUGUCUGAUGACAUCAUAGACGGCUACAGGGUACCGAAGGGCACAAAUAUCAUCCUGAACACAGGCCGCAUGCACCGGACAGAGUUUUUCCACAAAGCCAAUGAAUUCAGUCUGGAAAACUUUGAAAAAAAUGCUCCGCGUCGUUACUUCCAGCCAUUUGGCUCGGGCCCUCGCGCCUGUGUUGGCAAACACAUCGCCAUGGUGAUGAUGAAAUCCAUCCUGGUGACGCUGCUCUCCCAGUACUCUGUUUGCCCCCAUGAGGGCUUGACCCUGGACUGCCUCCCACAGACCAACAACCUCUCCCAGCAGCCUGUUGAGAACCAGCAAGAGGCCGAACAUCUUAGCAUGAGAUUCUUACCCAGACAGAGAGGCAGCUGGCAAACACUCUGA
Molecule: messenger RNA, 1557 nt
Organism: Plectropomus leopardus (leopard coralgrouper)
Lineage: Eukaryota; Metazoa; Chordata; Actinopteri; Perciformes; Serranidae
Gene: cyp19a1a
Product: cytochrome P450, family 19, subfamily A, polypeptide 1a
Biological process (GO): response to estradiol; female gonad development
Cellular component (GO): endoplasmic reticulum
Molecular function (GO): aromatase activity; heme binding; iron ion binding
Source: RefSeq, a predicted model, not a curated record